Molecule: messenger RNA, 1984 nt
Organism: Brachypodium distachyon (stiff brome)
Lineage: Eukaryota; Viridiplantae; Streptophyta; Magnoliopsida; Poales; Poaceae
Exons: 1
Coding region: 226-1737 (503 amino acids)
Source: RefSeq, a predicted model, not a curated record
UGAGAAUUUAGAUCAAACAGGCUGGAAAAAACUGAAGAGAAUAUACUGCAGAGGUUAUUUAUAGUGUCCACUGCAUCAAUAACAUGAACUGACUCUCGAACUGUUAUUCCUUACCUAAGCCCUUGCUUGUCCAAUUCCAAAUCCAGGAUUGCCAAAUCCCUGCUACUCACUUUUGUGCGAUCGAUCUCGAUCUUUGACACACAGACUCAGACAUCCACCACAGAGAUGUCAGAUCUCUCCCGUACUAGUAGCUCCCAGGUCCAGUUUGUGCGAUCGAUCUCGAUCUUUGACACACAGACUCAGACAUCCACCACAGAGAUGUCAGAUCUCUCCCGUACUCGUAGCUCCCAGGUCCAGCCGCCUACUGAUCCGGGGGAGGAGGUCAGGUUCCGGGAUUCUUUUGACAAAGCAGCCGAAGUUUUUGGGUUGAACUUCAAGUUCCACGCAGUGGAAACGAAGAUCCAUCGGUUCCCUGAGGGCCUACGAGGCCUUGGGGAUCGGUACAUCGUCCCUAUGGCCGUGGCCAUCGGGCCUUACCACCACGGCUGCCGCCGGCUGAUGGAGAUGGAGAAGGUGAAAGACGCUGCUGCCCACCACUUCAUCGAGCACACAGGAAGCACAUUCGAGGUCAUCUGGGAAACGUUCUACAACGACACGGUCCAAGCACGCCGCUACUACGCCGAACCCGUAAUGCAGAGCAUCAGCGACGCCGCCUUUGUUCGUAUGAUGUUCUGCGAUGCUUGCUUCUUGCUGCAGUAUAUGCUUUCCAUACCUAGUUCUCACACCAGUCCCACUCCUAGUUCUCACACUAGCCCCACUCCCAGCAAACAUCUUCAUAAGGUGGAUGAGUCGUUGCGAAACCUUUUCGUCUCCAACCGAGCUUCCAUCGAGAAUGACAUCAUGCUGCUAGAAAACCAGCUGCCCUGGACGGUGCUCAAAGCCCUCAUGAAGUUGUGGCAUGUGCAUGAGGUGGAUGUCGAUGAGUUCAUUGUAAAGAUGGGGGCAAAAUUUGAUAUCCUCUCCAAGCACAACCACAUGCUGUCCAAUACCAGAUCUGCUUCUGUCGCAGAUCAUCAUCGAUACAGUCCACCACAUCUCCUUGGCCUCCUUCGAUCUCAUAAGAUAGCGGCAUCCAAAGAAGCAGAUGGAGACUCACAAGUUGAACCAAUGAAAAUGUCGGUACCUAUUGGUGCCAGUCAGCUUGAAAUAAAUGGCAUCAAGCUGACAGCCAGCAAGUCUGCAGAGUUCAACGGCGUAGAAUUGACGAAAGGAUUCUUCUACGACAAGUUCUCCCUGGCGCCACUAUCCCUUGACAGGACAACGGCAUGCUGGCUUGUCAACAUGGCGGCUUUUGAGGUAUGGACAGCUGCAAGUUUCUCGGAGGGUUCUGAGAAGACUGCUGUUAGCUCGUACCUCGCUCUCCUUGCGAUGCUCACGGAUCGGGAGGAGGACGUACACAAGCUAAGGAAAGACCGUUUGGUGCGUACAGAACUCACCGACAAGCAAACGCUUGAAUUCUUCGACAAAAUUGUCGAACACAUAUCCCCUGGCCGCUGCUACAUCAAAAUCCUGGCAGACAUGGAUGAAUGCAAGCGCAAGAGGUGUGUUCGGAUCAGUGUGCACAAGUUUGUUUCCAGAAACUCUAAGGCCAUUGUUACGGUGCUCACCAUUAUUGGUGUUCUUGUGGGUAUCUUCAAGACGCUCUUCACUCUGAUGCAGCCACGCCAAAUAUCAUAAGGCUCACCGUAAGCAUAUAGUACAUAUAUAUGUAUCCAAAUGCUAUCUUCAGUGACUUGGUGUUGGAUGUGGUGCACUUAACUGCCUCUCGGCAGAAUUCCUUGUUCGCGUGUAAUUCUUUGCGUCUAUGUCUUUGUAAGGUUGAUCAAUUGUUGUAUUUGCAUGGGCUAUCAAGUUUAAUUAAUUAGUACUGUAUUUAUAUUUACCAUACAUAUGCGAUGUGACUGAUUUUCCCUGUUCUUUUAAA